AUGGCUCGCUUCUCCUGCCUCCUCCUUGUCGCCGCCAUGCUCCCCUUCGUAUUUGCUACCGGUGAAAGUUCGUCGGACUGCAACGACGACGAGUUCAUGUACGAGGCCAAAUCGUGCUGUGUGAAGUACGGCGGUACCCCCAGCCCGCCUACUCCUCCCGCAGGCACCCAGUGCCCCUCGAGCGGCUGGGAAUACCACACGGGCAAGCAGUGCUGCGUUCCCCAUCAGCCCAUCAGCAACCAGCCUCCUCCCCAGUGCAACAACGGUUGGGAGUGGAAUGACGGUUCAUCCACGUGCUGCCAGUCUGGUGGUUCUUCGCCGGUGUCGUUGUCGCCGCCCAAGCCGUCGGGUAAGAAGAGCUCGCCGGGCAAGUCGCACAAGCGUAACACCAUGGCUCGUCGCAACGUGCUCUGCCCCAAUCCUUUGGAGGCGUGCCCUAUCAUGGGCCUUGGUGGACUUACGGGUGACUAUGAGUGUUUGGACCCCCAGUCCGAGCUCGAGUCAUGCGGUGGAUGUGCCUCCACUGGCGCUGGGAAGGACUGCACUGCCAUUGCAGGUGUUUGGAACGUUGGUUGUGAGCAAGGCCGUUGCGCAAUCUACACCUGCGCAACGGGUUAUAAGCUGGCAGCCGAUGGCCAGUCAUGCGCUGCAUUCUAG
Molecule: messenger RNA, 657 nt
Organism: Sparassis crispa
Lineage: Eukaryota; Fungi; Basidiomycota; Agaricomycetes; Polyporales; Sparassidaceae
Product: Protein priA
Exons: 3
Coding region: 1-657 (218 amino acids)
Source: RefSeq, a predicted model, not a curated record